AUGCUCCGUCCCGAGUGGAGACGCCUCUGGCCCUUCUCCUCCUUCCUCGCCCUCCUCGACCUCAAGACAGGCGUCAUUCUCGCUCUUCUCUUUGCUUUGCUGAACAAGGUCGCGGGCGUGUAUGGCCUCAUCUCGGUCCUCACAGGCGCAGGCGGCUCCUUUGCCCAGCUCACGCUCUACCUCUAUUCCACCAUCGCCCUCGUCGCCCUCGCGUGGGGCCUCAACGCCGUCAGAGAGGAAAACGCGAUCCACACGCUCUACUUCGCGCACCUCUACUUCGUCGACCACGUCCUCUCCACCGCCUGGACCGUCUUCUUCGCCGUCGGCUGGUGGGUGCACACCCCGCACGACGGCCGGCGCACCGCCAACUCCCAGGCGCAGGAGGACAUCCGCGCGGGCGCCCCCGCGGCCGCGCACAACCUCAACCUCACCGACGCGCAGCGCGCCGCGGCCGCGAACGUGCUCUGGCACGAGGAGAAGGGUACCGCUGCGCUGGUGAUUGUGGUUUCGUGGGUUGUCAAGAUCUACUUCGCCGCCCUCCUCUACUCCUACGCCGCACACCUGCGCAAAGGCUCCUGGGCCUCCAUAUCGCGCUUCCGCUCGCCCUACGCGCCUACCGCCCACCCGGCGGGAUACGACCCCGCCAUGACAGCCCCGCCGGACGAGGACGAGGACGAGGACGACUCGCUCGAGUUCUACCGCCCGUCUUCGGGCGCACAGUUCGCCAAGGCUAAUGGGAACGGAAAUGCAAAUGCAAAUGGGAACGCACGCCCGGGCCAUGUCGCGCGCGGGUCGAGAGGGUCUGUGAGUAAGAUUGUGCCUGUGCCGUCUGGCUCGGGGGCGGGGGCGGGAGCGGGAGCGAGAGGGGGGGAGGUUAUGUUUGAUGCGGGGGAUGAUUAG
This is a messenger RNA of Coniophora puteana RWD-64-598 SS2, 900 nucleotides long. Its product is annotated as DUF1753-domain-containing protein. The coding region runs from base 1 to 900 and encodes 299 amino acids. Gene Ontology annotation, cellular component: inositol phosphoceramide synthase complex; Golgi membrane. Gene Ontology annotation, molecular function: inositol phosphoceramide synthase regulator activity. Gene Ontology annotation, biological process: inositol phosphoceramide metabolic process. The record is from RefSeq and is a predicted model, not a curated record. The transcript is spliced from 4 exons. Lineage: Eukaryota; Fungi; Basidiomycota; Agaricomycetes; Boletales; Coniophoraceae.